AUGGAGCCAGACAUUCUCACCUCCUCGGCCAAAGUCCUCUUCGUCUUCAUCAACUGCCGUGUGCUGGCCACCAUCGUCGUCCUCUUCGGCAUCGCCGCCAACGUUGCCAACAGCAUCGUCUUCUACCGCCAGGGCCUCGGCUCCUCCAUGAACAUCAGCUUCUUCUCCCUCUCCUUGUCCAACCUGUUCUCCGUGGUGGCGUUGCUGUGGAUGAACUUCUGCAACACGAUCAUCGUCGAGUACCUGGAGCUCUACAACAUCUCCAACGACAUCGUCUACCUCACCGGGGGCUGGCCUUCCGGGUGCGCGCUCAGAAUAACCAGCUGGAUCACGGCGUACAUGACGGCCGAGCGGUGUCUCUGCGUGGCAUUUCCGCUCAAAGUAAAAACCAUAGCGACGCCCCUGAUUAUAAAAAGUGUUGGACUGCAAUAAAGCUUUAAAAUAUAUUAAUAAGACACGAACAAAUUGUGUCAAUAGAACAAUAUGAGUUAGCUUUAAUAAUAAUUGUACAUUAUACAGAAUUAAACGUUUCGGCACAUGCCUUCAUCAGUACAAACAAACACAACACAUUUAAAUAAGUAUAAAUUAAAUUUACGGUUGUAAUGAUUUCAGCUAUAACCCUAGGCAAUGUCCUGGCUCUCAUCCCGGAAUACGCCUCUGUUUAUUACGACUGGAGUUUUAUUCCGGGAAAGAAUCGGACUGUUCUUGGCCUCGCUUUCAGAAGUAACCGCGCGGAAACUAAAGGUUUGGUGUUUACAUUUCACGCGGCUCUAGCGGUGACCUCCCUUGUCGCCCUGGCAACGUUUACGUUUAUUUUAAUUUUCCAGCUAAAGCAGCGCUCAAACUGGCGCCUGAGCUCGCUGGCAAACUCGAAACAGAACGAGGCGAUCUCCGCCCGCGACAAGAGGGCGGUCACGCUGGUCAUCGCGGUGGCCAUUCUACUGAUCGUAUGCUACUCUCCAAUCGUCAGCACAUCCCUGGGGUCAUCGUUCGCGCCGGAAUUCAGCGUUGCAGGAAGGCAGGCUAACCUGUUCAACGCCUGCUGGUCUUUCGCGUUUCUGCUCGGGGCCAUCAGCUCCAGCGUCAACAUCAUCUUGUACUACUUGAUGAGCUCCAAGUACAGACUCACCUUUCAACGUAUGCUU
Molecule: messenger RNA, 1145 nt
Organism: Lymnaea stagnalis (great pond snail)
Lineage: Eukaryota; Metazoa; Mollusca; Gastropoda; Lymnaeidae
Source: the annotation of a GenBank genome assembly